Messenger RNA from Myzus persicae (green peach aphid), 841 nucleotides. RefSeq lists its product as uncharacterized. Lineage: Eukaryota; Metazoa; Arthropoda; Insecta; Hemiptera; Aphididae. Bases 277 to 759 code for a protein of 160 amino acids. The record is from RefSeq and is a predicted model, not a curated record. The transcript is spliced from 2 exons.
GACAAAACAUUUAGUUUUGGAUGCGUGAACACAAUGCGAUUUAUAUGGUUUUAAAUAAAACAUUCAUUUUAGCGGAAAACAUCGAAUUGAUUAGUUAAGCUAGUUCAACUGACAUUCGUUUAUACCCAGUGACCAUGGUUUUGAUGAACUGGAAAAAUUACCAACAUCAUAAUAUUAUAUAAGACGGUACAAUAAUUUCAGAAGACGCCAUUUAUGUUUGUUUCGUCGACUAUAGUUUAAGUACCUUUUCGAAAUAACCAUUUAUAAUAUUGAACAAUGAUUCGAAUCCUUGUGGUUUGUUUAGCUGUAGCUACUUUUUCUAGUAUCGAUUGCAAAACCGUUAUUCAGAAGUCCGAGGGUCCAAGUAGUGUCAUCGAAAACAUUCUUUUGGCACAGAACGAAACAACAGCUCUUCUCGAGACUGACAAUCCAGCAAUUACCAAUGAUGAAAAGGUUGUUACACCACAUAAUAAGACUGCGGAAUUUAAAAAAAACAUCACGGCCUCCAUCGUCAAGCAAAAUGAAUCAGCUGUUGUCGAACAUAAUCGUUUAAGAACUGAUCGGAAACCCAAGAUCCGUCAAGUCCCGGAAGACGUUCUAGUGACGUCUAGUUCCAACAUGGUGGACGACAUGAAUGCCGAUCAAUCGUACUACCAAAGUCCUUUAAUGAUGUAUCCGUUUCCUAUGAUGAACACAUAUUAUCCCAGAUACUUUCCGUAUACGUACCCAGGAUACCAGGGAUAUCCAUUCUUUGGAUAGCGAUCAUACACACAGCGGUAGAUAUACAUUUGAAUAACAAAAUUAAUAUUUAUAAACACCUAUCAUGUAAAGUUUAUUCUUG